Messenger RNA from Aspergillus puulaauensis, 636 nucleotides. RefSeq names its product flavin-dependent quinone reductase. Gene Ontology annotation, molecular function: FMN binding; oxidoreductase activity. Lineage: Eukaryota; Fungi; Ascomycota; Eurotiomycetes; Eurotiales; Aspergillaceae. Gene Ontology annotation, cellular component: cytosol. The coding region runs from base 1 to 636 and encodes 211 amino acids. The transcript has a single exon. The record is from RefSeq and is a predicted model, not a curated record.
AUGCCGGUAAUGAAAGUCGCCCUCGUAACCUGCAGCACAAGGGAGCCACGCAUCAACCCCUUCAUCACGAAAUACGUCCACGACAUCAUCCAGGAAGACUGGUCGGACAAGGACACGAACAACGAAAAAAGCAAGGAAAUCAACCUCUUUAUAAUAGACCUCCGCAACCAAAACCUCCCUCUCUACAACGAAGCAGCAAUACCAUCGCACCUAUCAUCGACAGACCCAACGCCGCAGUAUACCCAUGCACACACGCGCGCAUGGUCAGCGCUCGUGCGCCAAUACGACGCUUUUAUAUUUGUCACUCCGCAGUAUAACUGGAGCAUCCCGGCGAGUUUGAAGAAUGCGCUGGACUAUCUGUUCUACGAGUGGAAGGGGAAGCCUGCGGGGAUUGUGACGUAUGGUGGGAGGGGAGGGGGGAAGGCGGGGGAUCAUUUGAGGGGUGUUUUGACGGGGCUGAGGAUGAGGGCUGUGGAGACUGCUCCGGGGAUUGUUGUACAGGGGACGGUUAUGGAGGGUUGUUUGGACAGGGGGGAGGUUAGUAUGGAGGAUAGAGAGGCCUGGAGGAGUGGUGGUGUUGAGGAUGCGAUUAGGGAAAUGUUUAGGGAGUUGUUGAAUGAGCUCCUUGAGCAAUGA